Numida meleagris (helmeted guineafowl) is the source of this 4121-nucleotide messenger RNA. RefSeq lists its product as uncharacterized. Bases 200 to 937 code for a protein of 245 amino acids. The transcript has 2 exons. The record is from RefSeq and is a predicted model, not a curated record. Lineage: Eukaryota; Metazoa; Chordata; Aves; Galliformes; Numididae.
GCUGCUUUCUGGAUUUCAUUGCGCUGUGGGUACGCUGCCCGCCCUGGGCUCUGUAGGGCUGCCAGGAGCUGCGGGGUGGGCAGUGCUCGCCCCGUGCCUGCAGCUUCCCCGGGGGCGGCGGGCACAGCUACGCUGACAGCGGCUGGAGGAGCCUCGGCAGCCACAGAGCAUCCGUCCUGCGCGGCUCCGGCAGCCCUACAUGCCGCCGGGUGAGCGGGGCCGAACGGCGAGGGGGAGAGGGGGAGGCAGCCGGCGGCCAAGCCAACACGACCCGACCCGACCCAUCCCGACCCAACGCCGUGUGUGUGUUGCAGGUGGCCCCCCCGGGCUGGGGACGGCCGCGGGCCCCCCGAGGAGCUGUGCCCUGGUGCUGGUGCUGGUGGCGGUGCUGGGAGCCCGGCCCGAGGCGGCGAGGAGCGUCCCCAGGCAGCGGCGACACGAGCACAGCCCGAGUCCUGGCAGCUCGUGGUGGGAUGUGGAGCACGAAGGACUGCUGCACAGCCAAAGCACCCUGCCUGGGGCUGUGGGACCGAGCAGGCCCAGCCCCCUCCUCCAUCCCAAUGCCGGCAGAAGUUCCCUAAGUCAGAACCUGGGCCAGAAGUCGCAAGAGAAGCAGUUGUCCUGUGACGUGCUCCUCAAACUUUCCAGAUAUAUUUUAAUGGAUACCUUCAGACCUGGCUUGGCCUGGAACCUCUUUCGGUUGUACAACUGUGACCGAGAAGCCAAGCUACCCAAAAUGCAUGUCGGUCCCCUCAAGAUGGCGCGGCACAAGCUGAGGCCUUCCUUGCUGCACAGGAUGCUCCGGCUGCUGGGGAACAUGGGCAUGCUCUCUGAGGGCCAGCAGCACAAGGUCUUUGCUCUGCUCAAGGAGCACAUGCUGCAAGCAAGGAAGAUGUCACCAAAGCCCAAAGAGGAGCACAGUGGUAGGUACCCCUAGAGAUGUGUUUUGAUCCUGUGUUGCACUGAUGAGUGAGGCGAGGCUGCACUGGUUUGCAGGCCCCAGUGCUUGGCUGAGUCAUGGCCCAGGUUAAUGGGUUGCUCAGAGAGGUGGUGGGUGCCUGGUCCCUGCAGAUAAUCCAGGUCAGUCUGGACGGGCUCUGAGCACCUGAUCAGCUGUAGGUGUUCCUGUUCAGUGCAGGAGAGUCAGACCAGAUGGCCUUAAGGGUCCCUUUACCAACUCAAAUGAUUCUGAUUCUAUGGCCGGGGCUGGUGCUUUGAUGGUGAGGUGCUUGGAGGGCAGUGUGCCAUGGGUCGGUUGUGAGCUGUGUCUGUGCUGUCCGUGAAUGCUGUGGUAACAUCCCCAGCCCGGUGCGGCUGCCAGGCCCACAGCAGCCUGAGAGCAUCCCCAGUGUGCACACUGGGAGUGUACUGCUCCCAGCUCCUGGGGCACAGCUGGGCUAGCACUUCCUGCUCCCACGGGGAGGUGAAGGAGUAAAAGGAUCUGGGGGUGCUGGUUUACAGAUGGCUGAACGUGAGCCAGCAGUGAGCCCAGGUGGUCAAGAAGGCCAGUGGUAUCCUGGCUUGUAUCAGAAAUAGCAGGAGCUGGGAGCAGUGUCUGGAGAACAAGUCUUAUGGGCAGUGGCUGAGGGAACAGGGAUGGUUCAGUCUGGAGAAGGCUCAGGGGAAACCUUAUCGCUCUCUACACUCCUGGAGGGAGGUCGUGGUGAGGAGGGGGUCAGCCUCUGCUCCCAGGUAACAGUGAUAGGAUGAGAGGGAAAGGCCUCAAGCUGCUCCAGAAGAAGUUCAGGUUGGGUAUGAGGAAAGAUUGCUUCUCCAAAAGAGCGGUGAUGCACUGGCACAGGCUGCCCAGGGAGGUGGUGGGGUCACUGUUCCUGGAAGCGCUCAAGAACCGUGGGGAUGUGGCGCUGAUUAACGAUUCUCUGAAGUGCCCUGCUGGGAACUGAGGGCUGCCUGUGGAAAUACGUUUGGAAAACACAAAACUGGGGCAGAAAAAAAAAAAUUCAAAAACAAACAAACAAACAAAAAAAAAACAACCCACAGAGGAUGGCAGAUGUGCAACGGGGAAGAGGCACGGGGAAAAGCAUACUGAAGCAACGUUGCUAAUUUAAUGAGGGGGGCUGCAGGAGGCGCCUGAGUCACGGGGGCUGAGGGCGGCGGGGCUGCGCGGCGCCACGGGGCUGGAGGACGGCGCGGCAGUGAGGGCUGUGCAAGGGCGCCCCCUGCCGGCCGGCAGCGGAGCAGCGCGGGGCCCGGCAGCGCUCGGGUGGCGGAGGGGGGAACGUGGGAGCGGGCGUUGCCGAGGGGACGCUGACUCCGCUUCUCCUUCCUUUCCCCGGGUGGCAGUAAGGAAACAGGAUAGCGGUCAGCCAGGGAGUGUGCCCGGGAAACGCGCUUUCAGGAGCCACCCUGUGGGAUCGGAUUUUUUUUUUUUUUUCCCCCUUUUUCAAGGAAGAUCUACGGCAGCGGUAGGCUGUCGUGGUGUCCCACUGCAGGAAAAAGGAAAGGGUUGUAGCUCACAAGCAGCAACGUGCAGAGUGCAUGUGCUUUCCUGGAAAAGAAGCGGCACUCGUCAAAGAAACGGGAUGGUCCAUCCACGAUCUGCUCUGUAAUUCCCCUCCUCAGCCAGUGAAAGCUUGAUGUGAGAGAGGACAGUUCACCUCCAAGGAGAAUUCUUUCCCUAGAAAAGGGCUCUCAGCAGUUUAUGUCUGUGGGUGUUGAGGCUGCAGGGAAAAUGGCUGUGAAUGAUUCAAGCCCUGUCCAAAUUUGGUGUUCUUUUUCCAAAAAAAGACCCAUAGGAACCCGAGUCACCUUUGGCUGUGCUAAUAGUGUCAUAGGGCUCGCAUGAAGCUGAGUACUGACCGAAGUCUGCAUGGCAUUUAUUUCUGUUAUCACCAGGUUGGUUGGGUUAAUCACAGCCAUGUUUUAUUAGGUUGUAAGACAUUCCAUGGAAUCUUGAGCAGAGUAAAUAUUUCAAAUGCAAAUCUGUGAGCCUCCAAGGGACCCGAGAAGCGUAAAGUAAAGGUUUGGGUUCCCUUCUGCCUCCAAUUCUCCACUCCUAGAACCACAGGGUUCAGAGAAAUUGGAGACGACGCGCUCCUGUUUGCUGCGUCCCGCCUGCAGCUCCCACCAGCAGGUCACUCUGUCUGCCAAAACCACGAACCCAGGCUGCUGCACCUCACGUCUGUACAUGUCGCGUUCAGAUAAGAACGAGGCACAGCUGACUAAUGCUGCUUUCUUUUUGGAAGGAAAAUGCCAAAAGCUGUUGGAGACAGGAAUAGAAGUGCCAGCGCUGCACGAUCAGUGAACGGCCGGCAGCAGAGGUGGCAGCUCGAGCCUUUCCCAGCGUGUUCCUCCAGGCUGGGAGCUGUGUUCACACCCACUAACACCCAGCGUCCAGAGCAGGGUGUAAGGGAGCGGGUUGUGCCUUCAGCUUCCAGCCUGUUCUGUUCUGCUCGCUCUUACUGACGCACCUAUAGCCUCUCUGUGCCCUCCGUCAGAAGAAAUCCUCUGCUGGAAUAGAUUUCAGUGGUGACAGAUUGAAGCAGUUUGACCAGAUGAUGGCACACAGCUGUCGCUGAGACCGGUGGCACCUGUGGCUUCACAGUGCCUUGGCUGUGAGCGGGAGUGCUGCUGCCUUCUGGCUUGGCCUCGCUGCUGGGAGUUGGGAUGCGGAGCAGGGUUUAGGGAUGGGAAGGAGUGAGUGCAGUAAGCGGUGUCGCCAGGAAGCUCUGUUUUGCCGUGUUUUACAGCCUAGGGAGAAGGUGAUUGGGGAAAAGGUGAUAUUCUGGUUUAUGGGAAAUAAAAGCGGUGGUGGCGGUGCCAUGUGCACUGGAGGCUGGGCAGGUGCCUGGAAGAACGAGGACUGUGGUCCAUGCCGGAGGGGUAAAUGCAUGUGGAUUUCUUUGGGGCACCUUCUAAAGGGGAAGGCUUUGUUUCUGUCACUGCGGGCUGUGCGUUCAGGUUGGCCAGGUGACGUGUGAUGAGGGGACAGACGCCUCUCUGCUCACCCGCUGUCAUGUUUGGGUUCUGAUAUACCCCAUAGAAAUGCUGCAGGACAAGGCACCCCAUGGGAGCACACCCUGUGCCUGGGGAUCCAAAGCGAGCCUCGAACCCCACCGUGGACCUGGGGCUUCUGAGACCCCAUGGUAUCCCCCCGGGAU